CCGCGCCCUCCGCGCCGCACCUGAGCGCGCAGCGGCGUCCCCAUCCCCAUCCCCAUCCCCAUCCUCAUCCUUAUCUUCAUCCCCAUCCCCAUCCUCAUCCUCACACCCCUCCCCAGCCCUCCCAUGGCGCUGCGGCUGCUGCUGUGCCUGGCGGCGCUGGGAGCCGGCUGCCGGGCAGGGCCCCCCCCCGGCCCCUCCACCGAGCCGCCGCUGCAGGACGAGGCGGACAACCAGGAGAACAUCCUCUCGCAGCUGCUAGGUGACUACGACAAGGUGAAGGCGGUGUCCGAGGGCUCCGACUGCCGCUGCAAGUGCCUGGUCAGGCCCCUGGGCCGCGGCGCCUGCCAGCGGAUUAACGAGGGCGCCUUCAGAGCCGAGGAUUUCUACACGGUGGAGACCAUCACCUCGGGACCCGGCUGCAAGUGCGCCUGCGUCGCCCCCCCGUCCGCCCUCAACCCCUGCGAGGGGGACUUCAGGCUGAAGAAGCUGCGGGAGGCGGAGAGCAGUGACCUGAAGCUGUCCUCCAUCGUCGAGAUGCUGGAGAGUGCCUUCUACGGCUUGGACCUGCUGAAGCUGCACUCGGUCACCACGAAGCUGGUGGGCCGGGUGGAGAGGCUGGAGGAGGGCAUGGCCAGGAACCUCAGCGGGGAGCGAGCCGCCGCGGAGGAGCCUCUGCAGGAGCCGCAGGGCCGGGAGAACUGCUCCAGCCUCAUCUCCAACAGCCUCGCCGACAUCGAGGGCUCGCUGCAGAGGGACGCGGAGGCUGCCUACGUGCACACCGAGGGCAAGUACGAGGAAAGGUUCCUGAAGGACGAGACCAUCUCUCAGCAGAUCAACUCCGUCGAGUCCCUCCCGGAGCUGCACCUGGCUGCGGAGGAGGAGAAGCCCAAGCAGCUCCUGCAGAGGAAGCUGCGGCUGCACGGCCGGCCUCCCUCCAAGCCCACCAUCGUGCGAGGGGUCACCUACUACAAGGCGCAGUCCGGCGAGUUGGAGAACGACAUCGAGGAGCAGCGUGAGUCGGAGGACGAGCUGUUCAGCGGGGACAACACGGUGGAUCUGCUGAUCGAGGACCAGCUCCUGCGGCCCAGCGGGCGGGCGGGCGAGGCCGUGCGGAAGCCCUCCCCGGUGGGGUGGCCGCCCACCCCCAGCAGCGACCCCACCACCGCCGCGCCGACCACCCUGCCCUUGUCCCCUGCUGCCUCCGUGGGGCCGACGCCGGACCCCAACACCGUGAGCCCGCCACCCCCCACCCUGGGGACCACGAGCGCCCCAUCGGGGCCGCCCGAGGAGGGGACCUCGCAGCUGCCGACAGCAUCGGCCAGCGCGGUGGCACCCACGGCCACCGAGAGCCUGCCCGCGGCCACCAGCCACGUCCCCAGCCCCGCUGUGGCCACCACAGCCCAGAGCCCGUGGGACACGGGGACGAGCCCUGAGCCUGGCACCGGGAGCAGCCCGGGACCCCCGGAGCAGGCGAGCACCCCCGCGACGCCGGUCAGCCCCACGAUCCCCGCCACCCCGAAACAGGCGCUGGAGGAGGAGGACAUCAGGAACAUCAUCGGGCGCUGCAAGGACACGCUGUCCACCAUCUCGGGGCCCACCACCCAGAACACCUAUGGGCGCAACGAGGGGGCCUGGAUGAAGGACCCCCUGGCCAGGGAGGAGCGCAUCUACGUCACCAACUAUUACUACGGGAACACGCUGGUGGAGUUCAGGAACCUCGACAACUUCAAGCAAGGGCGCUGGAGCAACUCCUACAAGCUCCCCUACAGCUGGAUCGGGACGGGGCACGUGGUCUACAACGGCUCCUUCUACUACAACCGGGCCUUCACCCGCAACAUCAUCAAGUACGACCUGAAGCAGCGCUACGUGGCCGCCUGGGCCAUGCUGCACGACGUGGCCUACGAGGAGUCCACACCGUGGCGGUGGCGGGGCCACUCGGACGUGGACUUCGCCGUGGACGAGAACGGCCUGUGGGUCAUCUACCCGGCCAUCAGCUACGAGGGCUUCAACCAGGAGGUGAUCGUGCUGAGCAAGCUGAACGCCGCCGACCUCAGCACGCAGAAGGAGACCACGUGGCGGACGGGGCUGCGGAAGAACUUCUACGGGAACUGCUUCGUCAUCUGCGGCGUCCUGUACGCCGUCGACAGCUACAACAAGAGGAACGCCAACAUCUCCUACGCCUUCGACACGCACACCAACACGCAGAUCAUCCCCCGGCUGCUCUUCGAGAACGAGUACGCCUACACCACGCAGAUAGACUAUAACCCCAAGGACCGCCUGCUCUACGCCUGGGACAAUGGCCACCAGGUCACCUACCACGUCAUCUUUGCCUACUGAGCCCCCCGCCACGGCGGGGCACUGCGAGCGAGGGGCCGCCAGCACCUUUUGUUAUUAUUAUUGUUAUUUUUAUUAUUAUUAUAAUUAUUAUUUUGUACAAAUCAAAGAGUAAAUGAUUUUUUUUUUCGGCGUUUCAAGCUGUUUUUUUUUUUUUUAUGGCGGAUUGUAGAUCGAUCCCCAGGCCGGGCCCACCCCCUUUGGCUCUGGUGCACCCUGCUCCUGAUCCCCGGGGCAGCGCGCAGGGGCCGGUGGCAGCAGGGCUGCUCCUUCGGGAGGGGACGCCGGGCUCCGCGCACGCAGGAGGAGGUGGCCCAGACGUAGCCCUGCUCAUCAGCUUUUUAUUUUUUGAGCAAACCCAGCCCCUGGUGCAAAGCUGGCCUUUCUGCUGCAGGCUGCAGGGCCCGGCGGGACGCUGGUGUCCAGGUGCUUUGGAGAACCCCUGUGCGAUGCGGCUGUGAGCGCAGCCCCGGUGCUGGCACUAACGCUGAGGACUGUCCCCUCUCCCCCUGGAGCCCCGGGGGGCUGCGGGUGCCAGGCUGGGAGCCAGCAGCGGGAGGGGGGCUGUAAAUAGCUGUAGAUGACAUGUCGGUGCGCUCUGUAACCCCAAAUCCUCCCCCGCUGGAAUUUGCCGGGUGCUGCUCUGCUGGAGGGCACGGCCAGCAGGAGCCCCCCGCCUCCCCAGCCUGGCACCAUCUUGUAUUUACCUGCUGUUAAUAAUAAAAGAUCAAGUACCUUUGCA
Molecule: messenger RNA, 3076 nt
Organism: Anas platyrhynchos (mallard)
Lineage: Eukaryota; Metazoa; Chordata; Aves; Anseriformes; Anatidae
Gene: OLFML2B
Product: olfactomedin like 2B
Biological process (GO): signal transduction
Source: RefSeq, a predicted model, not a curated record